UUUUGAGGCUAAGUUAAGGCCAAGAUAACACUUCCCCAGCUCCCAUUCGAACUCCCCAAGAUAAGAGAGAAGAAGAGAGCCACACAACCUAAAAGAGCAAGGAGAAAGCAAACUGCCCGCAGGUUUUUCCUCCAGUGAAAGGGUUACUUGUUUGCUUCAUAUCUCGAGUUAUACACAUCCAAAUAAGGCGUGCGAGAUACCAACAGAAAUCUCUCAAGACGAGGAAUCCGUGAAGGUAUGAUUUGCAUCAAUCGGAGUAGUGGAAGGCUUCCAAAUUGACCGAGCAAAACACGACCUCGCAGGAAACGUUUUUGUAUUCAAAGUUAGGGAACGAAUUCGUCGGGAAACACCCGUUCUAGGGACUGUUUUGCGUUUUCGGUUGGGAGUUGAACUAGCACUUUGAGGGGGGCUGUUUAACACUCAAUUUCAAGCAAGGAAUCAGUUCUCAAACCUUCUUGGCCGAGGCUUUGGUCAUUGGAUCGAGAAGGAAGGUUUUAAAGCUCAUUUGAGGUUGAGGCUAGAGCUUGCUUCCUGUGCUCGUUGCUCGAGAGAUCAUAUAGGAGGGAAGACUUGAAAUGGACCGUGGUGGCAGGAUUACUAGGAGAAACCCGACGGGCCGUGUACCAGUGGAGACUGGACAGGGCAGUCGAAGGACCUCUAGGGCGUCUAGAGGAGCUGGCCGAGGAGGCCGAUCACAGACCGUGAGCGACGGUCAUGUGAGUACCGAGAACGAGAGCUACUGGUCCUAUGAGGACUCGACCUAUCGACCGGAAACAGAACCGGUUGAAACCCCUUAUGAAGGGGAUGAUGAUGAUGAUGAUGUAACUGAUGAGGAGGAAAACGGCUCCUUAACACGGAUUGAGGCACUACUCCAACAAUAUCACCGUGAGCGUGAAGAGAGGAGGGAACGUCGAAGGCGCCGAGCCGGGCAACCUUCGGGCGGGGCUUCAAGGGAGAGGAGUCAUGGUGACUCUAGGGCCCAUAUCGAACCACAUGAGGGCCGAGGUGAUGGAGGUCCGAUCAUAAGGAUCUCCAAAUACCUCAAGGAGGCACGAGACUUGGGGUGCAAACCCUUCAACGGAGCGGGUGACAUCUCGGUCGCCGCGGAAUGGAUCAAGAGGUUGAACGAAGCAGCCCUUGAUAUGCAACUCACCCCCGAGUUUAAACUAAGGGUGGCGGUGAGGUUGCUUGAAGGGAUGGCAUCCACAUGGUGGGACGGGGCCAAGGGAAAGUAUGGCAAUACCGUGACUUGGGAGGAUUUCCGACAGGAGUUCUUUGCCCAAUACUAUUCUGAUUUUGAGGUGAACAAUAAGAGGAGAGAGUAUGCCCUCCUGACCCAAGGUAGCAAGAUGACGGUGAGGCAACUUGAACAUAAAUUCAGGGAGCUCGCGGAGUUCAUACCGGAGUAUGUCUGUGACGAGAACCGGAUGGUAAACCACUUCUGGGAUGCCCUAGACUUGGAGGUGCGUGAGAGGGCAACACAGUUGCCUAACAUGACCUUUAGCCAAGUGGUUGAGCAAGGAUUGAAAGGAGAGAAGGAAUGGGAAGAAAGAAAGUUGAAGAACGCCGAGGAGGCGAAGAAAAGGAAGUGGGAGAGUCAUGGCUCCCAAGGUUCCAACAAAAAGGGAAAUCAUGGAGGAGGAUCUUUCCGUGCACCACCGCCACCAUCUAGGGGGAACCAGGGCUCGAGCAGGCAUGACUCGGGGUCACAAGCCUCGGGGACGCCUCGUUGCUUGAAUUGCAAGAAGAGUCACCUCGGAAAAUGCCGUGAACCUCCUAGAUGCUUCCAAUGCGGGAAUACCGGGCAUUUGAAGGCGCAUUGCCCACAACUGGGUGGGGCAAGGUCAUCGGGACCAAGUAGCGGGGCCACGGGGAUGAGAAACCAAGCCCGGGGUUCCCAAUCAACUAGGGGGCAUGGAGGAGCAAGCGCGAGCAACGCGCCAUCGGUGAAUCAAGAAAGGACUCAAGCUAGAGUCUAUGCGAUGACGGAGGCGGAUGCUCAAGCUAACCCGGAUUCCGUUGCAGGUUGAGGCUAGAGCUUGCUUCCUGUGCUCGUUGCUCGAGAGAUCAUAUAGGAGGGAAGACUUGGUUCGUGCUUCCUCCAUUUUGUUUUUAAACAUUAAUAAACAUGCUCAUGGACAUUUUACUACAGAGCCUGCGUGCUCAUGAAUAGCCAUGUGUGGCCCUUUUGUUUUAAACAAUGUUUUCCGCUGCGUUAUGAAUUACUUAUUAUGUUUGUUUAUGGAUGGAUAUGUGUGAAUGAUAUUCAAGACGCC
Molecule: messenger RNA, 2276 nt
Organism: Cuscuta epithymum
Lineage: Eukaryota; Viridiplantae; Streptophyta; Magnoliopsida; Solanales; Convolvulaceae
Source: the annotation of a GenBank genome assembly